Molecule: messenger RNA, 5465 nt
Organism: Tarenaya hassleriana
Lineage: Eukaryota; Viridiplantae; Streptophyta; Magnoliopsida; Brassicales; Cleomaceae
Product: histone-lysine N-methyltransferase ATXR7
Exons: 23
Coding region: 145-4284 (1379 amino acids)
Cellular component (GO): Set1C/COMPASS complex
Molecular function (GO): protein binding; histone H3K4 methyltransferase activity
Source: RefSeq, a predicted model, not a curated record
UCUCGCCUCCCGUCGUCUUCCCUGGUGUGUUCCGAGAGAAGAUCGCUGACGCGAGAAGGAAAAAACCCAGAAUUUCUGAUCGUAAUCUUGUACAAGGAAUAAUAUAUCAUCAGAGAGGAUACCGUGAGUUUUUCUUUCGGGCCCAUGGUUUCUGCAAUUUCUGAUCUCUGUAGCUGCCGUAGAUCUCCUCCCAGGAGGAUGGCAAAUGUUUCAGUUUUGGAAGAUUUGACUGCGCUUUCUUCCUCUUCCUCUAAUUUUGAUGAACGUUUGGGUCUGGAUUACGCCAUGGAGACGAGCUGUCCGUCCAAUGGAGACUGUACUGAGGUUCAAGAGGCUUGUAGCGGUGGGUCAGUAUCAUAUCAGGAAAAGGGUCACUCGGGAUAUGCCCCGUAUGUGACUGGAUGGACGUAUGUCAAUCAGCAAGGCCAAAUGUGUGGCCCUUAUAUACAACAGCAGUUGUAUGACGGACUAUCAACUGGGUUUUUACCCGAUGAUCUUCCUGUAUAUCCAAUUAUCAGUGGUUAUAUGUCAAAUCCUGUACCGUUAAAAUUCUUCCGACAGUUUCCUGAUCAUAUUAUGACUGGUUUUACAUAUCUACAAGCUGGAAUUCCCAGUGCAGUUCCUCCUCCGAACUCUCUUAUUUCUUCCAGCGGUAAUGCCAUAGUCCCUAAACGUGAGGGUCAAACAGAGCAUGCGACUUCUGCUACACAUUUGAAUUCGGACAAGGAACUUCCUCCUCAGGCCAAUCAUAAUGGCCAUAUCUUGGAUCAGUCAACCUUAAACCAGGAAGAAGUUGAUCGUUUUACAUCAUCAAUUACAUCGGGGCAUGAACAUGCUUGUUGGUAUAUUGUGGACAAUGAGGGUAAGGACCAUGGUCCACAUUCUCUAUCAGAGCUUUAUUCUUGGCGCCACUAUGGGUAUCUUCAUGAUUCAGUUAUGAUACAUCAUGCUGAAAAUAAGUGUAGACCCAUCUCAUUAGCAUCCCUAAUCGUGUCAUGGAAAGCAAAAUGUGGUGUCACAGAUUCAGGGGUGGACUUCAUAUCUGAAAUUUCUGAAGCAGUUUCUUCUCAGCUUCAUAAUGGUAUAAUGAAGACAGCCAGAAGAGUUCUACUGGAUGAAAUCAUCAGCAGCGCCAUUUCAGGCUUCGCUGAUGCCAGGAAAAGUGAUUCACAUGUCGAUUCUGGACCAUUUACUUCUGCUGCCUGUGCUGCUGGAAUCAUCUCGUCUCAAGCUAGUAAAGAAAAGGAGAAGACUAUCUUCACGACCGAAACAACAGUCUGUGGAAAUGUAUUGAAUGAGUGUGAACAUAAACCCAUAGCUACUCACUUGCUGGAAGCUUCUAAAUCUGUUGGAAGCAUUGAGAAUUUUCAGGCUUCUUGCUCAGCUGUUUGUAGAGUAAUUUAUAUUCACUGCAUGCAAGUCGCAUGGAAUGCUGUCUUUUAUGACACUGUGGCAGAUUAUUCAUCAGCUUGGAGAAAGGAAAAACUUUGGUUUUCUUCUCCUGAAAUCUCAGCGCAAGCAAGAAACUACGGGGGUUCCCAGGGAAAUGUUUCAUUGAAUCCUGAUUCACAAUUGACUUGUAGGGUGUCUUCCUCAUCUUGCAAUGUUGAUUGCUCUGCUGAAGUUGAGAUUGCUACCACGACAGCCAGCAAUUGUACAGAGUCAUCAAGACAAGGUGUCAUUGGAACUAUCUCGGAAGGUGUAGAAAACGAGCUCUUUUUCUCUCUUGAAACCUGCCUGACCGACUAUAUCAGUGUGCUUGUUGAGGAUGAAGCGAAAAGAAUGACACUUACUGUCCGAGACAAGUCAAUUCAAAAGGAAAACGUAUCACCUAGCAACAAUUCCCUUGGCAAGCAAGCUAGUCCUGAAUUGUCUGGAGGAACAAUGGGUAGUUUAACCGUAUCUUCUGGAUUUGUUGUGUGCAAUGAUUCCCAGAAUCCGUUGCAAGAGGGUGACUCGUCUCAGAAGUUCACAUGCGGGAAUGCUAUGGCUAGUAUUUUUGGUAUUGCAGUCAAGGAAUCACAUAAAUCUGUUGUUGAUGUGAUCCAUGAGCCAGAUAUUUAUGGGUUACAUCCUCCUGGAUCUGAAAACAACAUCGAAAUGCCAUCUCUACCCUGUAAAUUCUGGCCUUUAAGGUCUAAAGAAUGCAGUCCCAAGAUAAAAGAAUAUGUUGCAAUGGCUUUGUGCAGGCAGAAGCUACAUGAGAAUGUUUUGAGGGAUUGGAAGUCAUUGUUUGCAGAAUGUUCUCUCCGACAGUUCCUUGCUUCAUGGCAUAGCAUGCACUCUGGUUCUUACAAAACAGAGACACAGAAGGGGAGCCAUGAACUUUCUCGCAAGAAAAAAUUGGCCCGUGGGAAACUCGGGACAUCUACUCGAAAUGUGAAGUCCGUGAAGUCCUGUUUACAGAAUCGCACUGCUGAGAAGCCAAGGAGACUCAAAAAUUUUGGAGAUGUAUCAAAUGGCAAUGGAACAAGAAAAACUGCCAAGUCUUCUGAAAAGACUAUGAUAAAAAAGGGCUCUAAAAAAUCAUCUACAAGUUCUCAGCCCUGUAAAGAAAAUGCUGAAGGUAAUACAUCCAAUGAAGAUCUCUUGGUUCGGAAGCAAAGUCAAUGGAACAUGUCAGAGGUUGACAGUCAAGUUCAAAAUAAAAUUAACAUGAAGCGCUCCUCAAAAUUUUGGAAAGAAAAGGUUCCCAAUGGGGAUCUUAAUAAGGUGAUCUCCAAGAAACGCCAAGAUGUUGGGAGGGAGGAAGAUUCUGAUGAUGAUCUACCUAUAGCAAGAUUAAAGACGGCAUCAAGGAAUAAGGCCAGAGAAUUUAUCGGAGAUACGAAUGCUGCAAAAUCCUGUGAGGUUGAAGCAAACUCCGCUGAGGAUUCUGGGGAGGCAUUUGAUUGCAAAGGCUGUGAGACAAGGCUCGAUGAUUCCCGGAAGAAAGCACUAAAACCAGCCAACGUGACUUCAAGGCUGAAGAGGAAACAUAUGUCAGUUAUCGAAGUCAGAGACGUAGGCACAAAAUCAUCCAACAAAACUGUCGGAGGUUUAGCUGAGAUUUCUGGACAGGAACUUGGCGGAGAAGACCUAGAUGUUGGAAUCAAGGAAAAGCUUGCAUCUCAGUCACUCAGUAAGAGGCGAAAAAAAGAUGCUGCAAAUCCUUGUGGAGAGAUGUCAACCUGUACUGGGAAUUCUGAGAAAGUAGCUAAGAGGAAAAACAAUGACGAAAAGCUUGCACAUGGUGUAUCUCAGAAGACACAAAACUUAUCAAAGUCAUCAAAGAUGAAAAGGAAGCAUUCACAGGGUGAAAAAGCUGCAGAAGUUUCAAAACCUUACUGUCAGAAGUUAUCUGCCUCUUCAGAGGUUACAGAGAACACUACUGAUAAGAAAGGCAGUGAUGUUGGAAGUGAAGAAAAGCCUUCUCCCAAUUCCUUCAAUAAGACGCUGAAAGCUAAAAAAAAAUCAAAGCUUAAAGAAAAGCUAUUUGCAGAUCAUAUUAGGGAGGCUCCUCCCUUGACGGCUUUGAAAAUGGAUGAUGACAGCAAUAGACAGACUUCAUUAAAACAAGUUGCAAAGCUGGGAUCAAAGCUAAGCAAAAAAAGGAGGUUAACUUCAUGGCCUAAGUCGGAUGUAUGUGCUCGCACAUCUAUUAAUGGCUGGGAAUGGCAUGCGUGGUCAUCAAAGGCUAGUCCUGCACAAAGAGCUCAUGUUAGAGGAAGUUCAUGUAUCCACCUUCAACACUUAGGUUCUGAGAACAGUGUGACUCAGAAAGUUCUUUCUGCAAGAACUAAUAGGGCCAAGAUGCGUAAUCUUCUUGCUGCUGCAGAGGGCGCUGACCUCUUGAAAAUUUCGCAGUUGAAGGCUAGGAAAAAGCGCUUGCGGUUUCAGCGAAGUAAUAUUCAUGACUGGGGACUUGUCGCAUUAGAACCUAUUGAAGCAGAGGACUUUGUGAUCGAGUAUAUUGGGGAAUUGAUACGUCCAUCGGUAUCUGAUAUACGUGAACAAAAAUAUGAAAAGAUGGGAAUUGGCAGCAGUUAUCUCUUCAGGCUUGAUGAUGGCUAUGUGGUUGACGCUACGAAGCGUGGUGGCAUUGCUAGAUUUAUAAACCAUUCUUGUGAGCCCAAUUGUUACACCAAGAUUAUCAGCGUGGACGGUCAGAAAAGGAUUUUCAUUUAUGCCAAACGGCACAUAGAUACUGGAGAAGAAAUAACUUAUAACUACAAAUUCCCAUUGGAGGAGAACAAAAUACCCUGUUACUGUGGAGCACAGAAGUGUCGUGGAUCCCUGAAUUAGGAUCACCAUGUUUGAAUUGAUUCAGAGAACAUGGACUUUUAUGUUACUGUUCUGCGGGUGCUGUCAUGGUAUACUCUACUCCCCUAGUGUUGCUCCUUUUGUAUCAUUUGCCUGAAGCCUGCAAUGGUGCCCGAGGUCUAGCUCCCAGGCUUGGAAUCUAGUUUUGUGACUGAAUUUUCUACUCACUUGUGAUGAUAUGCGAUUUUUUCGCCGGAGCUGGUUGGAAGAUUCAUUUAUUUGACAUGUCUGGGAAAGAGGCAAAGUGUUGUUUGUGCCUCGAAACUUCAGCUUGGGCAGUGUUAACUCGGAGUUACGAGAUGAUCUCCUCUUCCAGAGAUUUCGGUUUUAAUUGCCAAUGAUCGAAUUCACUGUGGAAGUUUUACUUUUUCACACGGUUUAAUUUACCCCAACAGACGGCACAGAUGCUCUUGCAGGGAUCUCCCCUCCCUCAGCAGAUGAGUUUCUCCUCUUUCACACUGCAAAUCUAUCUUAAUUUUUCUCUGUCGUAACAGACAGUUGGAUACUUGAGAUUUUUGUAUAGACAACCUUUGUAUUCUCAAAAAAACAAAAUUUACAAUAAAAAAAAUACGUUACCAGUGAAUUGAAAUCGCAGGGCGAUAGCAAUCUUGAUUGUUUGUUCAUAAUUAAACGGAUGUAAAUGUAAUGCCGAAAAUGUUUUUUUUUUCCUUUUCCUGAAUCUUACAAACAAAGAUAUGGUUAUGGCAUGGUGCGAAGCACAAUCGGAGACAAAUCUUUGAAGUUAAAAAGUGGCUCUUAGUGUUGGUUUAGAGAGCUUGUUUGGUAAUUUGGAUAACCCUAUUCAUGCAGGGGUUUGCAUGUUUCGUGUUUUGGGUUGCAGGAGUUGGGAUGCUCUUGUGGUGCAUGCUCUCUAGUCUCUAUCAUUCUCGUGGCUCAAUCAACGAGAGGAUUCACAUCCCCUUUGGCAAAAGUGAAACAAAAAACCUAAAUGAAUCGGUACCAAUGCUGAAGGAAACUGUUCAUGCUUGUGUUCGUGGACUCUGGAUAGAGUAGAGAAUGGUUCUCAUCGACCUGUCCAUUUUACAUUGAAAAUAGUGAACAGAAUCUUGCAGACAUUCUUAUGGGCAAGAAAGUAUUGUUUCUAUUAUUGUGAUUUUGACAUUGCAAUUUCUUCUCAUGCCCCUUUUUUUCUUAUGCCUCCA